Molecule: messenger RNA, 786 nt
Organism: Mesoplodon densirostris (Blainville's beaked whale)
Lineage: Eukaryota; Metazoa; Chordata; Mammalia; Artiodactyla; Ziphiidae
Gene: C6H8orf74
Product: chromosome 6 C8orf74 homolog
Exons: 4
Coding region: 1-786 (261 amino acids)
Source: RefSeq, a predicted model, not a curated record
AUGGCCCUCCUCAUACCCCAGGGAGUGGAAAACGUCUUCCAACUUCAGAAACCAGAAGGUCGGGAGCACCUACGGAGACUGUUGAACUGGGAAGAGUUUGACGAGCUCAAAGACUCCCGCAGAAGCAUUCUGCUGGACACCCUCUACGAAAGUAUCAUCUUUGCUGCGGGCAAAGGCUUCCCCUGGGUAGAGGUGGCCCAGGUGGUCAAGUUCACAGAAGAGCUGCUCAGAGAAACCAAAGGCUGCUCCAUCACUGAGGCUGCGACGAUCCUGGGGAACAAGCUCAGAGACUACGAGGGGCAGUUGAACACCACCCACCUGCUGGCCCAGUGCGACUACUUCCACAACACGUUCAUCCGCCACUACAAACUCUACCAGUACGUCCUGGGCCGGGACCAGGACGUCAAGCUGACCGUCACUCACCUGGAGGUGUGUGUGCCACCCCAGCCCCUCCCGCUGGCUGCGGGCAAGGACCAGGCCGUCUGGAAGCACGAACAGCAGGUGGUGGAGCUCAGCGCGGCCGAGGUGCAGAAGCGGGCCUACAUGCUGCAGCUGAAGGAGGCCCUGCGACUAGAGCAGCAACAUCUGUUGCAGGAGAUACUCCCGGAGCUGCCCGGGUGCCAGCACCAGGUCCUGAAGAGAGAGGAGCUAGAAAAUCUCAUCAACGAGGCCAUUCACAUCCAGAUUGAAUGCCUGAAGGAACUGCUGCAGUCUGAGAUACAGAGAACCUUUGUCACGGGCCAGUCAGGCCAAGAUGAAGCUCUUAAGUUGUACAAAGCAAACUAA